UAAAUGAGGUUAUAAUUUUUAGAAUGUAAAUAUUGAUACUAGAAUGUUAAGUAAUGUAUUUAUUCUGGUUUUAAUUCUACAAAUUUUGAAAACAAAUACAGAAGAACCUUUCGAUCCACGAGGACCAUUAGUUAAUUGUAGUUUUCUUCCAUUUGAAUUCAUAGAAUGUCAAGAACCAAUCGAUCACAAAGGAAAUAUAACGGCCCAAAAGGAAUUACAAUACGGUUGCGUAAAAUUCGGAGGAAUGAAAUAUCACGACGUAGAAAGGACUAAAGUCGUGUGCAACGUUUUACCUAAUAUAGAGUGUUAUGGAAACAGAACUUUUUUCAGAGAAGGUGUACCAUGCAUAAAGUAUUCGAAUCAAUACUUCACCACUACUUUAUUGUAUAGUAUUUUGUUAGGAUUCUUAGGAAUGGACAGGUUUUGUUUGGGACAAACGGGAACAGCUGUGGGAAAGUUAUUAACAAUUGGGGGAUUGGGGAUUUGGUGGAUUGUUGAUAUUGUAUUACUUGUUAUGAAUUACCUAACUCCUGAAGAUAACAGCAGCUGGAAUCCUUAUGUUUAAAAUAAAAUUUUAUUAGUUCUUUUGAUGUAUUCAUUUUUUAUGAAGAUUCCUGUAUAUAAAAACAUUAAUUGGAAAAAUACCAUUGCAUAAAACUAUUAUGUUUAAUUAAUAAAAAAUAAUUAUAAUUAACACCCAUAUUAUAACUUGUGAUGGUUCACUUAUUGCCGAAAUGGAAUUAUA
Diorhabda sublineata is the source of this 745-nucleotide messenger RNA. RefSeq names its product TM2 domain-containing protein CG11103 (gene amrt). NCBI's taxonomy places the organism in Eukaryota, Metazoa, Arthropoda, Insecta, Coleoptera, Chrysomelidae. Bases 44 to 565 code for a protein of 173 amino acids. The record is from RefSeq and is a predicted model, not a curated record. The transcript has a single exon.